Molecule: messenger RNA, 300 nt
Organism: Enterobius vermicularis (human pinworm)
Lineage: Eukaryota; Metazoa; Nematoda; Chromadorea; Rhabditida; Oxyuridae
Source: the annotation of a GenBank genome assembly
CUGUCUAAUAAUUGUGGAGCUGUUCAAAUUAUUACUGUUGCUCUUCUAGUUGCUGCUAAUCAAAAUAAUGGUAACCAAAAUAAAAAAAAAAAACCGAAAAAUUUCAGGCCUUUUGUAUCAGAUCCAAUGGAGGAAACAAAUAUUCCACAACCAGAACGGCAAUUAGUUUCUUAUCACGACAUUUCUGAAGUCAUUGAACCGCCACAACAGGCAACUUAUAGUACACUGGAAAAACCUAAACAGAAGAAAGCAGACGUGAUGUAUUGCAGGCCCGGAUUCGAUAAUGUCCCAUCAUAUUAA